Messenger RNA from Lathyrus oleraceus (garden pea), 1115 nucleotides. RefSeq lists its product as uncharacterized. The transcript has a single exon. Bases 196 to 900 code for a protein of 234 amino acids. NCBI's taxonomy places the organism in Eukaryota, Viridiplantae, Streptophyta, Magnoliopsida, Fabales, Fabaceae. The record is from RefSeq and is a predicted model, not a curated record.
GAACCCCACAGCUAUCGUAAUCCAAUACGUCAUAUUAUAGAAGCCGAAAGACGAAUAGUCAACGGUCUUGUUCCCCACGACACGCAUAAAUAACACCCACAACACCCGAUUCACAUUACACACUCCAACGACAAACACAACAAUAAACAACUACACAUAAACACAUACAGAGAGAGAGAGAAACAUAGCAAUAACAUGAAAGAAAUGAAACUAGUUUGGUCUCCAGAGAGAGCAAUUAACUCAUACAUCGCUACAGUUCAAGCCGUAAGCGCCUCUCAGUGCCAGCUUUCCAGCGAAUCCGGCGUGGCGGAGCUGCUAUCCGCUAUGGCGGCGGGAUGGAACGCGCAGCUGAUAGUGGAAACAUGGUCACGUGGCGGAGUUAUUCCAACCAGUAUUGGUUUAUCCAUAGCGAGCCGUCACACAGGUGGAAGACACGUGUGCGUAGUUCCUGAUGAACGGUCGAGAUCAGAGUAUGCAAAGAUCAUGGGAGGAUCGGGUAUGUCGCCGGAAAUUAUGGUUGGUGAACCGGAAGAAGUGAUGGAUGGUUUAGUCGGAAUAGAUUUCUUGGUCGUUGAUUCUAGAAGAAAGGAUUUUUCAAGAGUGUUGAGGUUAGCGAAGUUGAGUGGAAAAGGUGCUGUGUUGAUAUGUAAGAAUGCCAAUUUUAUUUCUAAGAUGGAUUCUGGUUAUAUAUGGAGGAGUGUGGUGGCGAGGGGAUCGAGACGACUUGUUCGCUCGGUGUUUCUUCCGGUGGGGAAGGGACUUCAUAUGGCACACUUAUCGGCUGCCGGUGGCGGUGAGAACUCUGUUUUGGCGAUGAAGCAUAAGGGAAAUGUUAUUCCUAAACGAUGGAUCAAACAUGUUGAUCAACGGUCAGGGGAUGUUCACUUUAUUAGAAAAUGAAAACAGUUCUUCCUUUUUGUAAAUAUCUACUAGUACAGUGUAAUAUAAUUAUGACAAUAUCCUAACAUUUAUAUACUUUCAUGUAACUAGGUAAAAAGAAUCUCACUUGUCAUAUUUAUCUACUCAUAGCUUUUUAUUCUCUUCUACUUCACCUUAAUGUAUCACAAAUUUAUUUAUUUAUUUAGUUUUAACAAGAUAAAAUUAUUCUUGUGUUU